Messenger RNA from Strongyloides ratti, 2514 nucleotides. Its product is annotated as No mechanoreceptor potential B. NCBI's taxonomy places the organism in Eukaryota, Metazoa, Nematoda, Chromadorea, Rhabditida, Strongyloididae. The transcript has 2 exons. Bases 1 to 2514 code for a protein of 837 amino acids. The record is from RefSeq and is a predicted model, not a curated record. Gene Ontology annotation, biological process: non-motile cilium assembly; intraciliary transport. Gene Ontology annotation, molecular function: kinesin binding. Gene Ontology annotation, cellular component: ciliary basal body; centriole; ciliary base.
AUGAAUUUACAUGAUGAUGAUGAUGAUGAUUAUGAAGGAUUUAAUGAUUAUGAACAUGCUUAUGAUGUUGAAAAUAUGUUUGGAGAUCGUAAUUUUCAACAGGUACUAGCAAAAUCAUCUCAUGGAAGAAGACCAAUAACGGGAAUGGCAAGGCAAAUGACUACUAAUAGAAUGGGAACAUCAAAAAAUAGUAAUAGAAUAGAAGCAAAUCUUCAGACAGCUUCUCGAAUGCGUAGUUCAUUAAUAUCACGUGGUGGAGAAACAUCUAAUCGUCCAAUGACAGCAAUUAAAGCUGCCGGUUAUACUUCAAUGGGACGUAAGAAUAAUUUUGAAUCUGUUCAAAAUCCUUUUACCAAAGAAACAAUUAUUGAAGAAACUUUGGAAGAUAAAUGUAAAAAAAUUGAAAGACAAGUAAACCAAUUAUUAAAGGAAAGUAUUAUGGCAUAUCAUAAUAAUAAUUUUAAAUUAUCAUUAGAAAAAGCUAAAGAAGCUGGAAGAAAAGAACGAGCUGUUGUAAAGUUACGUGAACAGUCCUCUUCAUCAUCUUCUUCUAGUAAUUAUAAUAAUGGUAAUACUAAUGAUCCAGCUGUCAAUGUAGAUUUAACUUUUACUGUAUUGUUUAAUCUUGCAGAACAAUAUAAUGCUAAUGGAAUGUUAAAUGAAGCAUUAAAUACAUAUCUUGUUAUUGUUAAAAAUAAUAGAGUUUUUACAAAUGCUGGAAAAUUAAAAAUUAAUAUUGGUAACAUUUAUUUUAGAAAAAAAGAUUAUGUUAAAGCAUUAAAAUACUAUAGAAUGGGUUUGGAUCAAGUAAAUAAUUUAGAAAAUAGUGUUAAAAUAAAAUUAUUAAAUAAUAUUGGUGUUUCAUUAAUAAAACUUGGAAAAUAUUAUGAUGCAUUGGCAACUUUUGAAUAUGCUGUUGAUGAAGGAGGAGACUAUUCAACUGCAUUAAAUCUUAUUCUAACAGCAUACUGUUUAGAUGAUGCUGAUAAAAUGAAAGAAUCUUUUCAAAAGUUAAUUGAUAUUCCUACAAUGAUAGAUGAUGAGGUAACAAAAAAUUUUGAAACUGAUGUUCUUGCUGCACAAAUAAUUAAUAAUGAUGAUUUAAAACAAUGGGAAAGAAAAAGAAAGCAAAUGGCAGAAAAUACAAUAUUGACAGCUGCAAAGAUCAUAUCUCCUGCAAUUGCAGCAACAUUUACAGAAGGAUAUGCAUGGUGUGUUGAGGCAAUAAAACAAAGUGUAUAUGCACCAUUAGCUACUGAAUUAGAAAUGAAUAAAGCAGUUGAAUUAUUGAAAAGAGGUGAAAUUUCAGCAGCUACAGAUGCAUUUUUAGUUUUUAAUACAAAAGAAAGUAAAGUUGCCAGUUCUGCAGCAAAUAAUCUUGCAAUGCUCUCUUUAAUAAAAGGAUCAUCUACUGAUAUUGCUGAAGCUGAAACUUAUGCAGAUCAAUCAUUAUCUUUUGACCGUUACAAUUCAAAUGCUUUUGUCAGUCGAGGAAACAUUUAUUUUGCAAAAAAUGACUAUACUAAUGCAUUACAAUAUUAUCGAGAAUCAUUAAAUGUUGAACCAUCACGUGUACAGGCUUUGUUUAACAUGGGUCUUGUUUAUCAACAAACAAAUGAUUUUCAAAAAGCGUUAGAAUGCUAUUAUAAACUUAACCAUAUGCUUGCAAAUAAUGUUCAAGUUAUAACACAAUUAGCUGGAAUAUAUGAAAAAAUUGAAAAUAAUGAACAAGCAAUAGAGUUAUAUUCACAGGCAAAUAGUCUUGCUCCAACUGAUCCAGAAAUAUUAAAUAAGUUAGGAAGAUUAUAUGAUAUUGAAGGUGAUCGAUCACAAGCAUUUCAAUGUUUCUAUGAUAGUUUUAGACUUUUUCCAUCAAAUAUAAAAGUCAUUGAAUGGUUAGGUGCAUAUUAUAUAGAUGCUCAAUUUGCUGAAAAAGCUGUAAGUUAUUUUGAAAAGGCUGCUGUCAUUGAACCAAAUAAUAUAAAAUGGCAAUUAAUGAUGGCAUCAUGUGAAAGGAGAAGUGGAAAUUAUCAAAAAGCAUUAAGUUUAUAUAAAGAAAUUCAUAAAAAAUUUCCUGAAAACAUUGAAUGUUUAAAAUUUUUAGUAAGAAUAUGUUCUGAUUUAGGAAUGGCAGAAGCUAAAAUUUAUUUUGAAAAGUUAGAAAAAAUUGAAAAAAUAAAAUUAUUAAGAGAACAAAGAGAAAAUAUUUCUAGUCAAGGUAAACGUAUUCUUAGUUCUGCUUCAAGUCACGACAGUUCAUCAACAGGUACAAAAAAAGAUGGAACAUUAAGAGUACCCUCUAGUAGAUCUCAAAGACAAUCAUCUGCUAAAUCUUUACUAGAAAAUGAAGAACCUUAUAUGGCUAGUACAAAAAAAUUAGAUGAAUUAGAUUUUAAAUAUAAUGAUCCAAUAGGUCCUCAAGCAUCUCGACCAAAAACUGGACACCAUAUACAACAAUCAAUGAAUGAGAUGUUUGAAAAUGAUGAUAUUGAUGAUAAUUUAUUACCAGAUUAA